UCACGCCCAAGAAAUAUGAGUUGUCCAAUUCACAAACUUUUGAUAUCUCUGCUCCUUUUGAACCUAUGUUUUCAAGCAUCUGGACAAUAUAUGGAGUGGUGCAUAGCUGAUGAGCAGACCCCAGAUGAAGAUCUUGAGAGGGCCAUGGAAUGGGCUUGUGGAAAUGGAGCAGAUUGCAGCAAGAUACAAUUGAACCAUCCCUGUUAUCUACCAAACACUCUGAAGGACCAUGCCUCUUAUUCCUUCAAUAGUUACUAUCAGAGGUUCAAGAACAAAGGAGGCUCUUGCUAUUUCAAUUCUGCUGCAAUCACCACUGACCUUGACCCAAGUCAUGGCUCGUGCAAAUUUGAGUUUAUCCCAUGAGUGGAACUUGAAACAACAUAUUCUCUUAUUUUGAGGUUAAGCUUUGGAAGGAGUAACCAAGUCAGUGCUGCUUUUGUCUCUGUCUGCGCCUCUCAAAUUCAUGUUGCUCCCUCUGUUGCACAACAACUAAUACUUUCAAACCGUAUGUGAAGGAAGAAGACCAAUGCUAUUUGUAAUUAUAUAUAUAUAUAUCAGUGAAAAUUUACAGUUUUUUUAAUU
Arachis stenosperma is the source of this 582-nucleotide messenger RNA. Its product is annotated as glucan endo-1,3-beta-glucosidase 4-like. The record is from RefSeq and is a predicted model, not a curated record. The transcript has 3 exons. The coding region runs from base 16 to 363 and encodes 115 amino acids. NCBI's taxonomy places the organism in Eukaryota, Viridiplantae, Streptophyta, Magnoliopsida, Fabales, Fabaceae.